Molecule: messenger RNA, 2704 nt
Organism: Hypoxylon fragiforme
Lineage: Eukaryota; Fungi; Ascomycota; Sordariomycetes; Xylariales; Hypoxylaceae
Exons: 1
Coding region: 513-2255 (580 amino acids)
Biological process (GO): vacuole fusion, non-autophagic
Cellular component (GO): fungal-type vacuole membrane
Molecular function (GO): phospholipid binding
Source: RefSeq, a predicted model, not a curated record
AGCUCUUAAACGUAAAUGCUUAUUUACUACUUGACAAUUACAUAGUUAUGUAUCUACUUAUUAUUUUCUAUCCAAUACCAAAUCUAUUUUCCAUCAGUCCUUCAACAAGUUGAACAUUGAACCUCUUAAAUAUUGCGUUCCGAGCUUACCUCCCUAGCUAUUCGGCCGAUUUAUCCACAUCUGGACUUCCCGUCACUUCUACAUACCUACCUGUUUGUUGGAUGAUGCCUUUCGUUAGCCCUCGGACCUCCAACAUAUCUCUAUCAGCCUACUAAACAGAAUUACGUCUCUUGCCCUCUUAAAGGAUUACUUCUAGGUAAUCACUUUGGGUCUCGUCAUACCUGUCAGGAGUGGCAAUCCUACGUAGCCUUGGCUGCUACCGUAUCCUCGGGUUUAAGAUCUACGGCGGAAAAUAAAUAAAUAAACAAGCCAACCCCGCCGUUUAGUGACAUAGUAUCACGCCCACAUUUCGAGUAGAGAUCAAGAGAUCCCUGCUCGACUACGAGGCCACGAUGCCAACAAUAACACAGUCAUCAUCAGGUCGGCCAACCACUCCGGCACCUUCUCAGAUUCCUCUUCCCGCUUCGCCAACUUACUCCUUCGCCUCUACAGCUAACCCGUUAUCCUCAUAUAACCUCCCACUUCCUCCCCCACCACGACCUGCCCAUGCCGUCCUCACCAAGUCCGAUCUAGAGCUGUCGCAACAAGCAUACUCGGACCUAUUAGCCACCGCUAAAUCCUAUCGUAUCGCCCUUGCCUCCAUAUCGACUGCCGCAUCAGCAUUCGGCUCUGCUAUCGAGUCCUGUGCCCGGCUAAAAGAAUCUCGUGCUGACGCACUCGGCCCUUCAGGUGGCGCUAGCCUCACUAAUAGCUUCACGACUAAGAAUUCGUGCACGGCUGACUUGUUAUUGAGUGCCAGUGGCGUGCACCAUUUGAUUGCGAACCACCAGCAGAUCUUGUCCGAAACCGUGUAUAGAUCGUUCGAAGUGCCUUUAUUACACGAGCUAGACCAGUGGCGUCGCGCCAUCGAGGACGAGGAUGAAACUUACAAACGAGAGGUCACCACGCGCAGUCGUGAGAUCCGGCGUUUAGAGAAGGAGGGUUUGAAGUUGCAUCGUCAGAGCCGUAGACGCGAUGUUGCUAAAUUCCGCGAGCAUCUCGUUACGCUGACUACCAAACUCGAUGGCUUAACGGCCUUGCAUGCAGAUCAUGCGCGUACCUUGUUACGCGACUCACAGGAGGCAUCUGCUAAAAUUCUAGACGCAAGCUGCUCGCUGGUUCGGGCCGAGGUCGACAUAUUUGAAGGGUUAGCACGGAAAGGAUGGACAGGAGGUGGGUUGGACGAGUUGCUAGAAAAAGGCCACGACCUAUUUGCAAGCGAGGACGAUACACCCACUGCUGCAGCAACGGCGACUACUGGAAUAGUGGCAGUGGGAGUAGGAGCGGGCAGCGUGGCGGAUGGAGGGGCUAAGUUGUUUAGUAUACUACCGCCCAAGAGCAUCCUCGCCAAUGACACGGCUUCGGAUUCGGGACACACAGCACGUAUGGGAAGUCACGGACGUGCCGACAGUCUACUUGUUGACCCAGAAGAAGAUCGGUAUCAGAGCUUAGCAGGAGCUGUAGACCAACAGGGCCGAGGGAGAGGGGGUGACUCGGAGAGCAUAUUCUCCGAUACCCACAUAAGCCGGGGUUUGCGACCGUUUAGUCCACAGCCUAUACGGAGGCGAGCCACGGACGUGAUCAUGGAUCCAGAGUUUUUGGUUUCAAGUGAUGAGAACGACGAGAACAAGAAUGGAACCGGCAACUCAACCCAAUGCGGAAAUGGGAGCGAAAGCGAUGAUAACGAAACGUACGAUACAGCAACAGCGAAGGGCGCUUCAGAUGCCCCAGCUCAGGGGCUAGGAUUGGACAUGAGUGUGCUGCGUAUACAGACUGGCGAAGGUGAAGAUGACAAUAACGCUGAACCUGAGUCGCCUUGGAAAGACGAAGGCUCGCAGCGGGUAGGUGGUAGUACCAGUAUUGACGAGGGUAAUCAAGUUAGUAGGACGAGGGGUAGUAGCGUACAUGUGCCACCGCUACCCGAACGAGAGCAAACACCAGAACAACCAGAGCCGGAGCCGGAGCCAGAGCCGGAACAGGAAGUAGGACGGGAAAUAGAAGCAAAGCCAGAUUCACUACCUGUCCCAGAUCCGCUACCUGGAUCAGAUUCACUACCGGAACCGAAGCAACCAAGUGUUGAAGACGAGUAUCAAUGAGCAUGGGAUUUUUAGGGGUGGCUAUAAAAAUGGUAAGGAUGAAUAAGACCUAUCCUUACCGUUCUACAAGAUGGCAGAAUUCAAGACAAGAACCAUGGAAGAAGACAAGAAGUAUACAGACAGACAAAGAAGUAUCCGCUCAAAAACGAGCCUAGAAUAAAUGAUUUGAUGUUGGUGUUUGUUGGCAAAGGGUUUCACAGUGGGCAGACGGUAUAUACUAUGGGCGUGGGGUUGUAUUGAUUAAAUUCAUUUAUCGUUAACAGUUGACGAACGAAUGAACAUACCGGCGUGUUGAAGUUUGGAAAUACAACAUUGAAGCAUCUGUAUACAUUUACAUCUUUAAACCCUCAUCAUGUGGAUUGUGUCUUCAAAUUUGUACGGAUCAAUCAUCACGGCAAGCAUACCUAAGUACCACCAUCAAAGUAAGCACAUCAUCGACCGUAAGUAGG